Molecule: messenger RNA, 2516 nt
Organism: Cyclopterus lumpus (lumpfish)
Lineage: Eukaryota; Metazoa; Chordata; Actinopteri; Perciformes; Cyclopteridae
Gene: spast
Product: spastin
Exons: 16
Coding region: 631-2043 (470 amino acids)
Cellular component (GO): microtubule cytoskeleton
Molecular function (GO): ATP hydrolysis activity; ATP binding
Source: RefSeq, a predicted model, not a curated record
GAACGGAUCGAGCCGGAAAGGAAUGAAGCCAAUGCGGAAGUGUCUUUUAAACUUCCAUUAUUAGGGAGCGACUCCUCUGUUUGCAAAAACAAUGCUGAAUGUAGUGAAGUGUAUUAGAAAAUGACCCUACUUCACACUUGAUUUAUUACUUCAGUAAACAUUGUAAACAUGAGUUUACUGUAUGAUGUUAAUUUAGUAAUUAUGUUAUUAUUAUGGUCCCACUAAAGUAACAUAUAACAUAAAGUAGGGUAUGCUUUAGGGUGGGCUACCUUGUGUUUUAUAUGUUUCGCCAUACUUCACUUCGGUUCACUGGUUGCAAAAAGUUAAAAUGGCGACAGCCGGAAUCCAAGAUGGUGACAGCCUAAACGCUGAACUCGAGGCUUCAAAACGUCGGUCCGCAAAACGAUCGAUGACGACGACGUCCUGUUGUAUACAGUCGGGUCUGAACGGAGCGGUAUGGCGAGCACUAGCAUCAAGCGUACACACUUAAAAAGAGGCUAACUCAGAGUAACAACCGAGAACGAGGAGACGGCAACCCUUCCGUUAUCGUAUCCGGUGUCGCGGCGGGGCUAGAGCCGAAUACGAAGGCGGAAACGGUAACGUGCGUGACGUUAAUGUCGAUCAAAAACAAUGGCAAGUAAAAGCAAAGACAGUGGGGAAGUUAUUACAAACUACCACAAACAGGCCUUUGAGUACGUAUCGAAGGCGUUAAGGAUCGACGAAGCGGACACAGGAGACACAGAGGAGGCUGUGCAGUGGUACAAGAAGGGGAUUUCUGAGCUUGAGAGGGGUAUUGCCAUAGAGAUCACGGGACAAGGGGAGCAAUAUGACAGAGCAAAGAGACUUCAAGAUAAAAUGGUCACCAAUCUCACCAUGGCCAAAGAUAGGCUCACUAUUUUGGAGGCGACAAUGGCAUCUAAGAGGAGUAAUCCACAGAAAACUUCAAGUCUUCCACAACCGAAGCCUGUGCCUAAAAGUCAGCAUGCAGCGCGAGGUGUGUCCACCAACACCAGGCCCUCCACUCUCGGUAGACCCCCAUCCAGAUCCACUGAUCCAAAGGUGACCCCCAGGGUUGGUAAGGCUCAAAACGGGAAACCCACAGCUGGGAAACAGCCACCAAAGAGGGACAUGAAGAACUUCAAGAAUGUGGACAGCAAACUGGCCAACUUGAUUAUGAAUGAAAUUGUCGACAGUGGAGCAUCUGUUUCCUUUGAAGACAUUGCGGGGCAGAACUUGGCCAAGCAAGCACUCCAAGAGAUUGUUAUUCUCCCUGCCUUAAGACCAGAGCUCUUUACCGGCCUGAGAGCGCCGGCCCGUGGCUUGCUUUUAUUUGGCCCGCCUGGAAAUGGGAAAACCAUGCUGGCCAAAGCAGUCGCUGCAGAGUCAAAUUCAACAUUCUUCAACAUCAGCGCAGCCACUCUGACAUCUAAAUAUGUCGGAGAGGGCGAGAAGAUUGUACGAGCCCUGUUUGCAGUUGCCAGAGAAUUGCAGCCGUCUGUCAUCUUUAUCGAUGAAGUUGACAGCUUGCUCUGUGAAAGGAGGGAGGGAGAACAUGAUGCCUCUCGUCGAUUAAAGACCGAGUUCCUCAUUGAAUUCGAUGGGGUGCAGUCGGGAGGGGAUGACAGGGUGCUCGUAAUGGGGGCGACCAACAGGCCUCAGGAGCUCGAUGAAGCAGUACUGAGGCGCUUUGCAAAGAGGAUUUAUGUGGCACUGCCUGAUGCGGAGACCAGAUUAACACUGCUGAAAAACCUUUUGGAAAAGCACAGGAAUCCAUUGAGCAAAAAUGAGCUGUCCUCUCUCGCAAAAGUGAGUGCAGGGUAUUCAGGAAGUGAUCUUACGUCUUUAGCCAAAGAUGCAGCGCUUGGGCCAAUCAGAGAGUUGGGUCCAGACCAAGUCCGAAGUAUGGCUGCUAGUGAGAUGCGUAACAUCAAGAUGAAGGACUUUGAGGAUUCCCUGAAGCGCAUUAAGCCCAGUGUCAGCUCAGCAACUCUUAAUAUGUAUACCAAAUGGAACACUGAUUUUGGCGACACAACAGCUUUUUAAACUCUGUACUUAAUUUUGUAAAAAAGGAAAAGCAGAAAGUUUAAUGUGUGAUUCUGAGAAAACAUUUCCUGUUUUUUGUGAAGGCUUUGCUGGCAAGUAAACUGUAUUGUUAAUCCUAAACAUUAUCUUGUUACUUGAAAUUGUAUUAUUUAUUCUCAAGAAUGUACUGCAAAAUUAUGAGUGAUCUUUCUCUUGCCUCGAGGGCCGCAAGUUUAUUUUGACCCUGCCUGACAUUACAUUUUACACAUCUAUUAGUUACCUGAUGUUUUGACAUGUUGAUGGUAUCGCUCACCAAACGGUGUCUGUACUUGUGCACAUGCAAGUAUGAUUAUUGGGAAAUAAAAACAAUGUAUCAUAACUGUUUUUUUGUUGUUUGUUUUGUUUUACAACUACUUUUAUUGUAUUUGAAAGUAGAAGACUUAUUGAGCCUCCUACUUCCCUCAUGCAUCAAUAAAUACAAUCCAUAAAAGUUU